UGCGACACGCCUUUUGAAAGCGUUGCUGCCGCUCCUACCUGUUACCGCUUCUGCGGAAUGCGCGUGCGUAAAGUUUGACCAGCAGUUCGUGAAAGUUGGAUAUGUGGCCGUUGUCGAGGCAUCUAUCAGCUUUGCUCCUGCUAGUUGCCUUCUGUGCAAUUUCCAGUCACGGCCAACAUGACGUCACCUGGUGCACUGUUAGUGAUGCAGAACACCUGAAAUGCACAGAGUUUGCUGAAGCAGUGCGUGUAAGCCGCCUAUUCUCUCUAACACUCAAAUGCAAGCGGGCUGCAUUCAAGGAUCAGUGCAUGAAUUUUCUGGAUAAUGGUCAAGCCAACCUGGUGGAACUUGACCCUGGCGAGGUCUACACGGCUGGGCGUUUUCACAGUGUUAUCCCUAUCUUGGCUGAACGCUAUGGCAAAGAUAGAGACGCUGGCUACUACUCAGUGGCUGUCAUUCACGCCCAGUCGGAGAUUCGCUCACUGAAUGAUCUGAGGAACAAGUCUGUCUGCUUUACCAGUGUGGGCGACAUGGCCGGCUGGGUGGUUCCCAUGGCGACACUGAUCCACGAGAACAUCUUAGAAGUAACUGACUGCAACAACCUUGUCAAAAGUGCUGCUUCAUUCUUUGGCCCAAGCUGUGCACCAAACUCUUUGAUUGAUAAGCACAACCCUACAGGUGACAACCCACCGAAGAUGUGCGAAUUGUGCAUGGGGCACCCAGGUGAGCGAUGCUCGGGCAGUGACCCAUUUGCUGGCUACCAGGGCGCACUGCACUGCCUCAUGGAAAAGGGGGAAGUAGCCUUUGUGAAGCACACUACACUGGAUGAAAUGUUCCUUGGUCAGCCGCCUCCAAAUCGGUUCCGACUUCUUUGUCCAAGUGGUGAGACAGCCCUGCCGGACCAAUACCACACCUGUAACUGGGGCAGGGUACCACCAAAUGUGGUUGUCACAACUUCAGACACACUGCCUCGAGUUCGUGUGCAGUACCAAGAGUUCCUUAAGCUGGCAGUGCAAACCUUUGGCAAGCCGCCAAUGGGGCAGCUCCCAUGGUUCUACCAGAGCCAUUCGGACAGUGGCGGCUACAAUAUAAGCCCUACCCCUGACUGGAGUCGAGGUUUCAACCAGAGCUGGGCAGCUGGGCAGCACCCCUCCUGGAAUGGCCCGCUUACGACUGAUCGCCCAUUCAUUGUCAACAUGACAGAGCUUUCCAAGUUCUACCUAUUUGCCAGUGGGAGCCGCUAUGGCAAUGCUACUAAUCUACUGCUGCAAGACUUGACAACAGAGCUGGUGCCACUCAAUGGCUAUGAACAGACCUUCACUGGUUACCUUGGAAGGCACGUGGAGUCCUUCACAAAGCUGCGCAAGUGCCCUGUCCCUCCUGCUGUGCUUUGUGUGGUUUCAGAAAAGGAGGUGGAGAAAUGCCAUCGCAUGAAGACAGCCUUCAAGUCUCAGAUGCUGAAGCCAGACCUUAACUGUGUACGCAGCCAUAGCCACCUGGGUUGCAUGCACAUGAUACGAGAUGGCCUUGCAGACCUUGUUGUUCUUGAGGCUGGCGACAUAUACCGAGCUGGACAUUCCUUUGGCCUCAUCCCAAUCAUCACCGAGCAGUACAAUUUAGAUGAGCCAUACUACUACGCUGUAGCCGUGACACUCCAAGGGGACAAGGAGACUGAUCUGUUGUACCUCAAAGGCAAAACUUCAUGCCACACUGGCAUCAACCAGGCUGCUGGAUGGGUGGUGCCAUUGAGCUUCCUCAUCAGUAAUGAGCGCAUGAGGUCCUAUGGCUGUGAUUCCGCACGCUCUGCCUCAGAAUUUUUCUCCAAGAGCUGUGUGCCCGGCGCUCUUUCCCGUGAAUUUGUGGGCUCGGAGCGGAGCUACAAGAACCUGUGUGAUCUCUGCCAUGGAACCAGCACUCAUUUCUGCGGCCGGGAUGCUUCGGAGCCCUUCUAUGGCCAUACAGGUGCCUUCCGCUGUCUUGUUGAGGGCGGUGGCCAGAUUGCAUUUGUCAAGCACACAACUGUCUUUGAAAACACAGCUGGUCGCAACAGCAUGUGGUGGGCACGCAACAUCAUGCCUGGUGACUUUGAGCUGGUCUGUCGUGAUGGCUCACGCCAGCCACAGGACAAGUAUGUCCAGUGUAACCUAGGGAAAGUGGCAUCCAAUGCCAUUGUGACAAGCGCAAACAAACCGCAAAGCAUGAUCGAUGCCUACAUCAACCUUUUUGUCUAUGCACAGCAGUUCUAUGGCUCCAAGUACAGCGAGGAUUUCACGUUCAAAAUGUUUGUGUCAGAGGCUGCACAUCGAGACUUGAUCUUUCAAGAUUCAACACAGCAGCUAAAACCGGUGCCUUUACAUAGGCGUAACUAUGCAGAAUAUUUGGGCAGUGACUUUCUUCAAGCAGUCCGUCUUGUGGACUGCUCUGGAGGCUCAAGUGGUGUUCAGUUGUCGAUAGCAAUCAUGUUGGUGUGCAUCCUUUCUUUGAAAUUCUGGGCAUAAUGGUGCUUCAUCUCACUGUUGCUGAAAGGCUGCCUUGAGCCUUUUACAUGGGAAAGACUCCAAACAGUGCUCAUAUUUUUCAUAUAAAUUAAGCGACCUGACCCAAGUCGUGUCAACUUGGAGCUGGGGGAGAAGUACCAGGAAUUACCAGCUCUAAACUUGGUUAAUAUCAAAUGUUCUUUUUAUAGCUGUGGAGGAAAUUAGCAUGUGUAUUCUGAUGUGUUGAGCUUUGCUUUUGAAAGGUUUGCCCUUCUUGCCAUGAGCUAGUGAAGUAUCCAUCAGCCGGAGCUGAAAGCUCUAAGUGUAAGAUAUUUUCACAGUGGUAUGAAUCAUGAUGUACACCUUUUCACCAUUGUAAUACUGUGACUGCCAAGCAGGAAAUAAGCUUUUUUUUUUUUUUUUCUGCUUGUAUGCAUGAGAAAAUAUGGGGAGAAGGAAGCAUUCUGUUUUGUGAGUAGGUGUUAAUGAGGUGAUAGAGUGUAAUCUCAUAGGAAGGCUGCACUUUGCAGGGCACUGUCAACAACAUUAUCACAUCUGAGGCUUUUUAACAUUGUUUUUUAUACAAAUGUUGCACUUGGUAUAUGUUUAAAUACCUGACAUAGGCCUUCUGUGGUCUUGGUGUGCACAUCUUCUGCUGCCUUUUCCUCUCCCCAAAAAACACAUUGCAGUGCUCUUUCCCCCUUUUUUUUUCCCCCAUUAUUUGACUUGCAUGGGACCCUGACGAGUGCAUUCAUGAUGGAUUGUCAUGGCAUGAAAGAAAAAUUUGUCAUCCACUUGCUUUUAGCACAACACCACCCUAUUCUGUCACGUAUGUUGAUUGUGGGUGUAAAAUUGCUUUGUGUAUGGCGAUUAUACUGAAUGUUUCACAUAACUAAAGCUUUUAAAAAGGUGGUAUGUUGUAGAUAGUCAAGGCCAGCAGCAUGUUUUGGGAAGUCGGAAUAAGUUGUAGUGUGUCCUAGUUACAUAACUAGUUAAGAUCAGUUAUGAAACAUGAAAAAAAAUAAUAAUAAUAAUAAACUGCCUGCACUCUUGCAUGCAUGGAUUGUAGCACUGUCACUUGUGUUUUCAACUAAAAAGCCUGCUGUGCUGAGUGUUUUGAUAAGCACAGGCCAUGGCAUCCAGUGUUGACUAGACUGUUCACAUUGGCAUUCUAAAAACAUGAACUGUGACCAUAGCUGUAAAUCAUGCUCUAUAGGCAGAUGACAAAAGCAAGGUAGACAUUUGGGCAAGUUGGUAAGCUUCCAUGGUGAUAUAGGGG
Molecule: messenger RNA, 3756 nt
Organism: Dermacentor silvarum
Lineage: Eukaryota; Metazoa; Arthropoda; Arachnida; Ixodida; Ixodidae
Gene: Tsf2
Product: serotransferrin-B-like
Biological process (GO): iron ion transport
Cellular component (GO): recycling endosome; early endosome; extracellular region
Source: RefSeq, a predicted model, not a curated record